CCCCGCCCCACCCUCGGCGGACAGGCAGGCCCAGGCGCCGCUCGCUUCUGUCCGCCUCGUCCGGCCUCUUCCCUCUGCCUUCUCCGGCGGCGUCUCCUUCGCGCGGGCGGAGUGAGACUCGGAGCAGCUCCCAUGGGGAAGAAGUCGCGGGCGGCGCCAGCGGGGCGCAGGCCUAUCCUCCAGCUGUCGCCGCCUGGGCCUCGCGGAGGCCGGGAAGAAGCGGCACCGGGCGAUGGGGACUCGGCGUCGGAAGCGGGUGAGGGCGCAGGCAGGCAGGCCGCGCGGCCUAGGCGCUUGGCGGGGGGCUUCCGCUGAAAGAGAUACUUGGCCUUGUGACGCUCAAUGGGGCGCUUCUCCACCGCGAGAGCACAGGGUUUUUUUGGGGGGGGGCGUUUAAGGGUUUGUUUAUAUGGCCGCCUCCCAGCCCCCCUCCCACCCCCGGCGCCUUCGCCGCAGUAGUUUGGUCCCUGUGGUUGAUCGUGUCACCCGGGUGUGUCCGGCUUCUGGCCCCGUUCCUUGCACUGGCGCAUCGUUUCCACUAUGUCAACACCAUUAUCCUAGUCCUCGUUGUUUAUCUUACGAGGUUCCCAAGGGCUCUUUCAAAUUCAUAAUCUCGGUCGCCCUUCCCACUACUGGAUGACCUGGGCCGUUGCUUUUGCCCAUUUUGCAGACGGGAAGCCUGAGGCUGGGAGAUCCUAACUUGUUCCUGGCCUCCUAGUCAGUUUGGGUUUGUUGGUACUCGCUGUGCUUCCUCAGACCCCCCCCCUUUUCCCGGGCUCUUGUUCUUCGAUAUGUUUAGCUUAAUUCUAUUGUCCUUUUAAUCUAGUUAGCAAAAGCAGUGUAAAGAAAUAAAGCUGAAAUCCUGUGCGGGCUUUCUUGGGAGUUAUCAUCAUUGAGCACAAUGGAAUUAAACUUCCAUGUAAAUUCCCAUCCCAUAGGAUUCUGCUGUCUUUCUAGUCAUGACCCUCUUGCUCUCCAAGGUUUUGAUUGCUCUAUCCUGUACACAAAAUACACAUAUAGAUGCUUCCUUUUUUACUCUUGAUCCAGCCUGUGCCUGUGGGAUUAGCCUACCGAACAGGAGACACAAUGUUUCUGAGUUCCUGUUCAGUCUGCUGUUCUACCUAGACUGUUUGCACAUCAAUCUCUGAUUUUUGUCGUCUGAGUUUCUGGGGUUUUUCCUGUUGUUAUUCUGUCUCUCACAGCCACCAUAAACCUACCAUUAAAAUUAUGAACUGGUCAUUUCUUUGUCAGAGGGUGUGGGCAAAUUUAGCAGGGGAUCAAAUACUUUCCCCCCUCACUGUUUGACAAAAGCAUCUGGGAAGUAAUUAGAGGCUGCCUCAGGGAAAACCCUCUGCUGGGCUGUCAUUCCCCACACUUCUGAGGGUAGCAGAACUUCCAAGAGAGCCCCCUUUGCUGAUCUUAGUACCCACGAUAGUCUGUUGGGAAGCUGUCUUUCAGGUAUUUGGGGCCUAAGUCACUUAGGGCUUUAAACAGCAAUGUGAGAAGAAUGUUUUGCAGCAGCAGUCCACAGAGAGUAGCUGCUAUGGCUAUGCAAACAAUGCUGGGAGGAACUGAUAAUAUAUUUUCACAAGUGCGAAAGCCUAUCUGAAAACUGUUUUAAGAUUUUCCCAGGUGCAUUUAAGAAUGGUUUUUAUUAUUUAUUUACUCUGUUUCAUACCCUGCAAUUUUUAGCCCUGAAGGCUUUUCAGGCAGCUUAUAAAGCACCAAAAAAUAAAGCAGUGGACAACUGUAAAAUUCCAUAAAAUACUUAGCAGAAAAAUACAUUACAGUAUAAAAACAGUAUAGCAUCACUAUCCAAAAAGCUUAAUAAAGAACCAGGUUUUCACUGCCUCUCUCAAUGGUUUUCCUGAGGUGGGAAUUCCAAAUGAUUGUGUUGAGCUCAAAAGGCCUUGUAAAUUCUUGCUGAUUUAUUUGCUGUAGCCUUUCUCUGAUACUGAUUUUAUUUAUCUGUCUGUAAAGGUAUUCCCAACCUAGCAGUUCGAAAGCACAUCAAAGUGCAAGUAGAUAAAUAGGUACCGCUCUGGCGGGAAGGUAAACGGCGUUUCUGUGUGCUGCCCUGGUUCGCCAGAAGCGGCUUGGUCAUGCUGGCCACCGGCUCCCUCGGCCAAUAAAGUGAGAUGAGCGCCGCAACCCCAGAGUCAGUCACGACUGGACCUAAUGGUCAGGGGUCCCUUUACUUUACCUUUUUUUAAGGGUAUUUAUAAACUAGUAACUCAUAAGAAAAAUGUCAAGUUGAUUGUGUUACAGGCUAUCCCCAGCUAAUGGGGUCCAGGAGGAAGGACGUGCUGUUUUGUAGGGUGGUGGUAAGGGGAUGAAUUAGAGAUGAAUAGAAUCAGAUGAGUGAUUUUGUACUGUAGUAGCACAUUUAAGGUCAGGCACAAUAAUUAAAACAGUGUGGAAUUUGUGUCUUCUCACUUGUAACAGCACAGGAAUUACCCAGGUGGAAUGUCUUAACACUCAGGCAACCACAUUCUACAUAGCGUUCAGUAACAAUGAUUACUCUAACUGGGGGCAAAGGUUGUGCUUUCCCACAACAAAGUGUUAUGACACAAGUGCUAUGGAAAUCAGAGAAGGUGACUAGAUGUCAUGCAGCUGUUUAUAUAUUGCACAGUAAAAUGAAUCUUCUGGCAAGUUGCUAAGAAAUUAUUAGAAUGGUGUAAAGAUGCCUCUACCAAAAAUGAUGUUAUGAUUGUAAUUGGCCAAAACUGAAGAUAUAGUUAGUUUUACUCUUUCUAGCAGCAUGCUGCUGUUUCUAAAACUGAUUAAAAACAAUAGAAAGCUAAUUAGCAUAGGGACUUGUGCCCUAAAUAGAGAGUUUCCCUAUAUCUAUAUCUAUAUCUAUAUCUAUAUCUAUAUCUGUAUCUCAUUCCAGUGUGUUUUAAGUAUUUUUUUCCCUAUCCCCUGGGAUUGCUAGUUAAAUAUGUAUGCUAAUUAAGUUAUAUACCGUUUUACUCUCUUUAAGUGUUGCUUUUGUUUUUGUUAUGGUAGAAUUUUUGCUAUUUCUUCAAAUUAUGGCCAAUAUCUAAUGGUGUUAUAUUUACUGUCAUAUGUUUCUGCUGUAGAACUGAAUUUUUGAACUUUACCGAUUUAAUGCUGUUAGCCAUUUUUAGGGGUUUGUUUUGAAUUGAAAAAUACAAGUGGGGACCCACAACAACUAGUGUAGUGCUUUAUUCAGUCCAAUAAACAAAUUGCUGGUUUAAAGCUUUUUAAAUUAGUUAAUGAAUUUGUAGGAGGGAACUUUAAUUGCUGGACCUGUGAGUUAAAAGUAGGUGUUCAUUUUUGGAGCUUUUUUGAUUCACAAAUGUUAUAGUAAUAGAAAAUUAAAAAUAAAGUGUUAAGGAUGGCCUUUCUAAGAAUGGUUGUAUUCAGAUGAUCAUAUCUUAAUUUAGUGAGCUGAGAUAUGAAGAGAGCUUUUGCCCACUCAUGUGACCCUUUUUCUCCUCUCUUCAUGGUAUGAGCAAACCAAGAAGGCAUCAACUAUAGUUCCCAAUUUCAUCUGUUUCUUUGCAUUUGAUUUUUCCAGACGAAUUUGAAGUGACUGAAGAGGCUCCAAGGACAGCCCCAAACCCGCCUCAAGCUAGCAUGCCUCUUGGGCCUGUAGCUGUCAAACCAACAGGUAGCACCUUUCUCAAUUUCCCUUUUAGUACUAACUUAAUCUGCAGUUACAAAGUAUAUGCAGUAUAUGCAGUUACAAAGUUAUUGGUAUACAGUGGAUGUGUACCAAUCUUAAGAACAAUGUGAAAGCAACAAACAAAUCCUUGUGAGAGAAGGAUGCUGUCAUGGACUGGCUGGAUUCAGAGGAGUAGUCAGAGGCACCAGCUUGGGAACCCCCAAGGGAAGAAGGUUCAGAACCUUCUUGGUGGUGGGACGAUGAUGAGUGGUCCGAGGGAGAAGAGGGAGCAGACUGAGAGGAGGAGGUGUUGGAAGAUGAAGAGGCAGCAGGGUUUAGUGAGCAAGAAGAGGCUGUGGCAGAGCGCAGUUCAGACUCAGAUAGGAGAGGAGGGGGACCAGAAGAUAGAGAUGAGGCAGGCUGCUGAAGAAUGCAGGCAGUUUUCCCUGCCUGCUGCAAGCAGCUCCCUUCCCCCUUGGUCUCCCAGAACAUGCAGAGAAAUUAAGAGAGCAGAGCAACAAGAGACAAGAUGAUGAAGCUUUAGGCUGCUGGGGAAGGAAGGGGAGGGGAACCUUAGAGAGCAGUGGGAAGACAGAUCCUCAAUCCUUGCAACUGCUUCAUUGGGGUAAGACCUACUGGGAAGGGUAGCUGUGACCACCAGGACUGAACUGUUUUGUUUCUUUGAAUAGAGUUGACUUCACUGACAUCAUUUGCUAUAUUCAAUGACAUCAUUUGCUAUAUUGUUUUAUUGUUGACCUCUGCCUGACUCCAGCUCCUGACAGAUGCCUUUAGUGUUGUUUAUUAACAGACGUUUUGUCUUGUGUUUUACCUUAGAAAUAUCAGGGGUACUUUACUGUGGCUUUUUAGAGGUGGCUGAUUGGAUUUAGAGAUUAUAGAAGGUUGUAAACAUUAAUAAUUUUGGCCUCAAUGCCAUUUUUAAUAUGGAAAAAAACCCUCAGUCUAUUUAUGUUUGACUGAACUUGUCAUUUCAGGACUAUGGGACUACUGCCUGCUUUUUCAGAUUUUUUCAUGCAACCAUUCCUUGAAAAUUAGGGCAGAUAAGCUGUUUAUUCUUACAGGAAAAACCUGGAAAGCAUCUUUCCAGUGUUUAUUUCACAUACUAGUGAUAAAGCAAAGACAACAGGACUGUCUUUUGUGGAUAAAAAAGAAUUUUGACAUUAGUGCAAGGCACUCUGAUGCCUCUGACAGAUAAUUUAUUCUGUGCAGUGAUGUGAGUCUCGGGAAAGCAACACUAGUGCCAGUGUCUGUAAGACUGGUUGUAUCCAACAUUGCUGUUCAGUAGCACAGCUGACUUCCACUUGCACAAUGAAACUUUCUCCUCCUAUCCCCUGCAGCCCCCUGCACAUCCUCAAAAAUUGGAGGAAUCUCUGGAGCAAAUUUUCAGGUCUUCUUGGCCUUUUGGCUAAGAUCAAAUGUAGGUUGUUUUAAUACAUUAUCUCAGUUAUGGUCACAUUGACUUUCUGUUCUAGGUGGCUUAUGUUUACUUGGCGCUUAUGAAGACAGCGAUGAAGAAGACAGUGAGAUGUCUGAGAAACCAGCACAGUCUACAGAUGCAAAUGGCAAUAAUUCAACAGACAUUGACAGUACCCUGGCCAACUUCCUAGCGGUUAGUAGGAAUUGUGUUUUGGUUCAUUAAAUAAUUAAUCCUGUUGUUUCAACUUGGGUAGAACAUACAGAUAUUCACAGCAAUGCAUUACAGUUUCUAUGAAAGGGUGUACAACCUUAGACUGAUGGAGAGAUGUUUUAAAUCUUUGAUGUAUGGGUUGAGCAAUUUCUCUUUCUACGUUAUUACCAAAUAUUUAAAUGCUCUUAAUUUUUUGAGUCAAAUGAUGUCCUGUUUUAUCUUAUUUGUAUUUUUAAAGGAAAUAGAUGCAAUUACAGCACCUUCACAGCCUGCUGAGAACACUGUUCCCUCCACUGCUCCACCUCCAACUCCUCCACGCCCAGAACCCAAGGAGUCUGCUUCCAGUCUAGUUUUGGCAACUGCAAAUGGAACAGACCAGGUGGCUGAGUGGCAAUAUGACACUCAGUGCUCCUUGUCAGGAGGUGAGCUCCAUGUAAUAGCCUGUGCUGCUACACAAGCUUGUAUACUAGAGGCAUUGCAAGCGUUGAUAAUCCAUGAAUUACCAUGUCUUUUCUAACUGAAAGCAAUUUGGUUGAGGUGAAAAGAUGAAAGUUGGGAGCCCUUUCCAGCUAAUCUGCCCAGGUCUAUGCCUUCAAAGGAUUAUUAAAGGCAGCUGGUGAAUGUUGGGUGGGAUAACAAUUGAGAGUGAUCAGAGAGGAUAUAAUUGCAAUCUUCUCUAGGUAUAGAGCAAAGCUGAGGAUACUCAGAUUGGAGAGGAUGCUCACUGAAGUCUUGCUUUCUUCCUAUAGUUGGAGUGGAGAUGGGAGACUGGCAAGAAGUUUGGGAUGAAAACACAGGCUGCUAUUAUUACUGGAAUACUCAGACUAACGAGGUUACCUGGGAGCUGCCCCAGUACCUUGCAACACAAGUUCAGGGCAUCCAGCAUUACCAGCCCAGGUAAGAAUGGCACAGAAGAGGAGAGUGAAUUGGUGCUUCUUGAGUUUCCCUUGCUGAUUUGCUUUUCUCUUAGUUCUGUGACAGAUGCUGAAGAAAACUGCCAAGUGGCUGCAGACCUAAGCUCCCAGGGAAAAGGUGGUGGUGCUACAGCUGCUAGCAGUGCUGGACGUAGGGCAACUCUUGUGAAGCGUGAAUUGAAGAAGGUUAGUAUUUGCCUGACUGGCUUAAAAUAGUUGUUGUUUAAUGGAAAUUUAAGAGAAGAAAAAACAGCAACCCCACUUUUCUCUAUUAUAUUUGCACUGUGUAGGCAUCUGAUUUAUUUUUCCAGAUGGCAAGAUAGCAAGAAUUAACUGCAUGCACUUUAGAGCAAGAACUCCUGUGCAGAGCAUGUUCACAGCAUAAGUCAUAUUAUCAGGGUUUUAUAAAUAAAUUAUAGACAGAUCUGUCUUGUUGCAUAUGGAUAAUUCAAGAGAGUCAUAAAAGGAUGGGAGGCAUUGGAUAGCUCAGUGGAAGAGCACAGCGUUUGCAUGUAUAAGUUCCUCGAUUAGUUUCUGGCAUUUCUGUUUAAAAGGAUUUCAAUUACUAAGUCUGGAAAAUAAGACUUUUAUUCUCUGAGUAAUUCUCAUCAUCUCAUUGGAAGCUCUGAUUCCAGGGCCUUUGUUAAAUGCUGGGCACACACACUAGCAAACUUUGCAGAAUGAGAACUAGAAACUUGUUUUUUUUUAAGUAGGUUAUUCGUGUUCUCUAUGACUGACUACAGGAAGGUAAUGAUUUGGUGCAAAAUCAUAUUGCCUUCACAGGAAGUGAAUGAAGGUAUUCAGGCCCUUUCAAGUAAUGAAGAAGAGAAAAAGGGAGUGGCUGCAUCACUGCUGGCUCCACUACUUCCUGAGGUGGUGAAGGAGGAAGAGGAACGCUGGAGGCGGAAGGUUAUCUGUAAGGAGGAGGUGGAUCCAUUGGUGGAAGAUGAUGUGGCACCAGAGCAAGUAGCAGCUGUUGCUGAUCAGCAGCUGGAAGGCAACCGAGAUAUUGGGGAAGACCCUUCUCAGGAGGACCUAUGUAGUGUGGUGCAAUCAGGGGAGAGUGCAGAGGAGGAAGAGGAGCAGGAUACUCUUGAGCUAGAGAUGGUAUUGGAGAGGAAGAAGGUAAGUCAUUUGCAGUGAAGUUGUGGGAACUCUUCUAUGAGCCAUUUGCCUCUCUCUGCUGUCGAUUUGAUAAUUGGUCCACCACUGAAACUUUACUGAGGGCUAUGCAGGAUUUUUUUAAACAAAUCAGUGAAAAGAUGCAGAAAUUUUGAGAACAGCAGAGGGCAAGGCAAGUUGUUUCCUUCAUCCCUCAUUAUGUUGCAAACAACAAUCAUUAGCUGUCUUAAGGAGGUGUUGCUUUCUCUAGUCACAAAAUACUGUACUGUGGUUUGAGUAGUGUAACACUUUGAGAAGACUUUUUUUAUAUUGUGUGUCCCCCCCCUUCCAAGGUAGUGUCUGGCCUGCCAUUGGUCUUUAAUUUUGAUUGAUCAGUUGUAGUUAUAUACCACCUUUCUGCCAAAGCAUUCAAAGAAGUUUAUAGUUUUAAAAUACUUAAACAAAUGAAUUCUAUAAAAUAUAAAGUUGGUCCUGUGGUGGGGAGUGGACAGCUCGACUGGAAUAGGCCCUGAUCCUAUCUUUGCUUGCCUGCCUCCUCAACUUGAUUCUUCCUUUUCAAUAUAUGAUGGUUUAAGAAGUGUGCACAAGUAGCAAUCCUACAUCUGAAACCUCUUAAAACUCUACAAGCAGCCUGAGUUUGUCUCUAAUCAGGUGCAGGCGGAACCUUUGCAUUUAACAGGAUAACUUCAUGAAAAAGAUAAAUGUCUUAUUUUUCUGCAAUGUUGAAACCUACUGCCUCUGAAGUAAUCUCCGUCCAGAGAAGUUGUACUAGCUGUGUAAAAUAAAAGGGGGAGAAUGGACAUGUAGACAAAUGCAGAGGAAUAGGAAGAGAAACAAAUAAGUUGUUCCCCAGCACUGAAAUAAUGUUUUGCCUUAUAGGCAGAGCUACGUGCUUUAGAAGAAGGUGAUGGGAGUAUUUCGGGUUCCAGUCCACUUUCUGAUGGAAGUCAGUCAGAGUUAGCACGACGGUUGCUACCCAAGCAAGGAAAAUGGAAGCUCUUUGGGGUUGCCAGCCCAGAAUCCACCAGCCGAGGGUCUAGCAAGACAGGUCAAGAGAGUCCUGAACCUGGACAAGCAGGUAAGAGUCUCCUGCUUAGGACCCUUUUUGGCUCUUCAGUUAUAUCUCGUGCUACUAAGGAGGGAAACUAUUGGUGGAAUUUAGCAUUGCACUAUUAUGAACAUUCUGUCUGUGCAACCAUUUCAGCUUGUCAGAUGGAACAAUCCCUCCUCUCCUCCGCCUGUGUGCUGUUUGGCACGUUCUCCAGACCUCCGCCCCUGAGCCAAUUUGAAAGGACAGGGGGAAACCUUGUUGCAUAAGCAGAAACCCUUGCCCAGAGCUUCUGCUGAUGGGCUCCUUAGGUGAAUCCCACCCUUAAGUUUUUAAAGUGGGUAUUAGCUGUGUCUCCCCAAGAUUGAGGUAGGAAGAUAUUGGUCACGCCAGUAAUUCCAAUCCAGUGUCUGAAAUGGUCUCCUCUUGUGUUAAAGAAAAACGUAAUACAACAUAGUAGGUGGAAAAGGCAGGAUUCUCCUCCCCACCCUUCCCCAAGUAAGUUGCCUAUCCUUCUUCUUACCUGCCAGUCCACUGUAAAAGGGAAGAUAUACUGGACACUAAAUGGAGAAUGACUUACAAACACUCCCCACCCCCUCUUGUUUUCUGUUCAGCGGUGAAAGAAGAACCAGAAGUGGCUGAGCAGAACUCGGACAAUGAGCCAGACACAGAGGAAUUGCAAGACAAAGUGAAAACACAAGGGACUUUCAAAGCAGAAGAUGAGGAGCAGGACUUAAAGGUAUGUGGGUUUAUGGUUCUGCUGUGAAACCUAAGCAAUAUUACUUGAGGCAGUUCACACAGUUCCAAAUGUCUUCAAAUUGAGUUGGCUUUUUUCUCCUUUUUACUUUAUCUUUUCUUCAGUCAGUUGAAAUUGCCACACAUGAUUUCCAUGGCAUGAUUAGGUGCUGCUGUACUGAUUGGAGAUACCUAAAGUCUGCAAUUGAUGAUUGACUGUCUGGAAUCUGAGUGCACAAUGAAUGUGUACACAUGAAGUUUGUAGUUCAACUCAUUUUGAAACUGCCACCCUUCAUGUGGGUUAUAUUGGCCUUUAGAUCCCUAUCAGUACUUAACCUUGACUGGGAGACUUCAAAGCUGUGUAGCUUUAUUGUGCAGAGUAGUUUUGAAAUUCUUCUAGGUUAUUGUUCCGUAGGGGUGCUUCUGAUACUGCUUUUUAGUGACGUGUGUCAGGUAUUAGUAGCAAAUAAUGUAUUUCUUGAUGGGAAUUAGGAAGAUGUGGCACUUAAAUGCAGUUGUUAAUGUCUGUCAGAAAUACUUAGUUGGAAAUAACAUUCAGCCAUUAUGUUCUUUGUGUGUUCCCUGUACCUAUUAUCCCUGUAUUAAGUGUUGCUGUUUAGAAGAUGUUGGCACUGGGAAAUGGGACAGUCUCUUCUUGUGUGAGAAUAAAUUGAAAAUAGUUGCAUUAGCCAUAUGGAUUAUCCAUGUGUAACACCCGAGUUAAAAGUAGAGAAAAUAUUAGAUAGCCUCAACGUAUUCCUGCGAAAUGGCUGCUAAUGCUGUGGGCAGAGCAUACUUUCAGAAUUUGGCACAAUUUUUUGCCAAUUGUAAGUUACUGGUCAGAUCACACCUCUUUUUGUUAAAACAGAUGGUGUCUUGUACACUUCAGCAUUGCAAUUGCCUUGUGCAUUGUGACUAGCACAAAAUUAUUGACCCCUUGCUUGCUUUACUUCUGGCAGUUUCAGAUUGGAGAGCUGGCCAACAUGUUGAUAAGCAAGCUGGAGUUCUUGGGCAUCAGUAGACAAUCCAUCUCUAACUUCCACAUGCUACUGUUGCAGACUGAGGUAACGAAAGUUUACCUUUUAUUGAAAAUUAAUCAUAGGGAGCCAAACAACUGGCAGCAUUGCAGUGUGAUAGGAAUCUAGGAAGUUUUAAGUAUUAUGGCAUGGAUAACAGGCUUCCUCUCCCUCGUUCCUUCCCGCUCCCUCCCCCUUGGCCCUCAAGCAGAAUGCUUUAGUCCAGUAACGUAUCUGAGGUUUUCUUGAUCUAUAUGUAGUUCUCAUCAUGUUCUCUGUCAUUAGUGCUGACUCUUGUAUUAGUGCUACUAACAUUGGGUGAGAUUCAUCUAACCAGUCUGAUUUUUCCUUGUGCAACUGGGCUUCCCAGCCCUCUCGCUUGCAUGCCCCCUGUGCCCUCCAAAAUUGGCACAGGAGGGUAAGUAGAACCCACAGAACAGCAUACAUUGGGUUAGGAGAGGAGGAGAUGGUUCUAUCUGGCAAGCUGUCAUGUGUGUGCAAACACAACAACUGACAUUGAAUUCCACCCACUGUGUAGAACUGCAAAGUUAAGUGGAAAGUGAUGUGCAUGAGACCAAUUGUCUCUACAGGUUUUUCAUUAUUUUUCCUUGCCUGCUUGGUAUAGACCCGUAUUGCAGACUGGCGGGAAGGAGCUCUCCAAGGAAACUACCUCAAACGCAAAUUGCAAGAUGCAGCUGAACAGCUAAAACAGUAUGAAAUAAACGCCGCCCCUAAAGGCUGGUCCUGCCACUGGGACAGGUACGCACUCUUCUCCCCUUUUCACCUUUCACCUUUGACAUCUCAGACAUGAUUUGUGACCAUCACCACCUGCCGACGUGCCGUCAUCUGUCUGGAGACUGAGAGCAGCUGCACUUAGCGGUGCUGAGCGGGCAGAGAGCCUCUGGCACAUACAGAGUUUCAGCCAGCCACAAAAAUUGGAGAAAUAUAAAGUCUGUGUUAAGUGUGUUGAAAUGGAUUUGAUUCCGCGAUUGGACAGAGCUGGUGUUUACUCUUGAGUGUAAAUGCGCAAAGGAGGGCGGGCUUGGGGGGUCGCGCAUGCGAGAGCUCUGUGCACAUUGCAGGAUCUCAGGAACUCCGCUCCCAAGUAACGCCUGUGUCCUUAUGGAAAGCUCCCUCACUGAGGAUCUCAACGAAGAACAAGAUAACUGUCUCCUGCCAGCAGGUCAGACCAAACUAUUUCUUCUUAUAUUUGGCUUUCUUGAUUCUUUUUGUUUAUUUGAAAUCUUUGCUCUUUUGUUUUUCAGCUCCCAGAUCCUCUCCCUCUCAGUAGCAAUUCACUAUGUCUGACACCAAGAGUAUCAUAAAUGUGACUGCAGCAGUCCAUGGGGGAGCAGCCAUCUUUCAUAAAUUGGGCUGUUUCUCUUUUUGCUAUUCUGGAAGGAAAUGAAUCCUGAGACUACCUAAAAAGUCUAUUUCCUAAUGCAUCCUUGAACCUUUAAUUGCACACCAGCCACAAGCUGCUUCAAUAACCCUCUACUUUUAGAGUGGAGGGUCAGGGCUGUGAUCACAGAGCCAGCAGCACAAACAGUUUGGAGUAAGCCCAUCUUGCAAAUCCUUCCUCAAAGCUGUUUGUUGCCUUUGUGAACAGCAGUCCUACUGUAAGAGGUUCUUCCUGUGAGAGCACUCCGCUGUCGCGGGAGAGGACUAUAUCAUUGUGUCAGUGCAGGGGCGAGAGCAUAAAACCUUGUUUUCUUUCUUGUGAUUUAGGGAUCAUAGACGCUAUUUCUAUGUUAACGAACAAUCAGGCGAAUCCCAAUGGGAGUUCCCAGAUGGGGAGGAGGAAGAGGAGGGGCAAAUCCUAGAGAAUAAAAUGGAAGCUCUUCCUAAACAAGGACUAAAGGAGAAAAUGGAGUCUGGUGCAGAAUCAUCUGAUAAUACUACAGGUACUGGACUUUGAGGGUUUGCAAAAAGAAAGUUAACCCAAUUUGGAAUAAUGUUUUUAAGAAGGUAGGCUCCUUGUUAUUACUUCUCGUAAGUUUAUUCAAUGACCAAAGGCAGUUGUUCAGAAAUCCGUCUUUGUAUUGCAGUAUUCAGCCAGGUGGAGAUGAACUGAAAUUAGUGCAUUACUUGCAAAACAGUUUUCUGUACUAGGAUGGGGAACCUGCUGGCCUCCAGGUGUUGAGUGCCCAUCAGCCACAGCUAACAAGCCCUGUGGUCCUGUGUUUAGCAAUAUCCAUAGUGCCACAAGUUCCUCACUCUCAUCUUUACCCACCUUUAGAGAUAUCACUGCCAAUUGUUAUGCAUGUGGUUCAUAUAGCAUACCUGCUAUGCCAUAUUGACAUGGGAAGUAUAAUUUCUUUCUGCUUAUAUUGUUUUUCCAAUUUGGUUUUUAAAAUUGGGGGCUGGUUAGUGUGAUCAUUAUAAUACUUUCCCAAUGAAGUUUUUCUUCUCUGAAAAGGAGCAGCAUAACAGUGGAAGGAAAGUUAUAAGAUGGGUGGAUAGUUCUUGCAGGUAUGGGGUAAUAAAAAAAACCUACAUGAUGUUCUUUCUUUUUUUUCAUUUUUAGGGUAUCUUCUUAAAGAGCCUCUUUCUAGUCAAACUGCAGCUACCUCUCUUGUGCCUCUCAGUCCAUUUUGGACUGUGCUCCAGCCCUCUGUCCCUGUACUUCAGCCCCCUUUACCUUUGGAAAUGCCACCCCCUCCACCACCCCCUCCAGAGUCACCCCCUCCGCCACCGCCACCCCCUCCCCCACCAGGGGAAGAUGGGGAAAUACAGGAAGUAGAGAUGGAGGAUGAUGGAGAUGAGGAACCACCAGCACCAGGAACAGAGGAAGAUGCUGUACUGAAACCUCUUCUCCGACCAGCAGUUGCCAACAGCCAAGUAAGUUAGUGCAUAUGGACCCUCUAGCAGUUCUAUAAAAGCUAGUAUCAGGCAUGGAUUGUAUGCAGCUUUGACCUGUGAAUCUUCUGCAUUCUUGCAUUUUAUAUUGUAAAACUGUCCUGCCCUCUUUGCCGCCUGUAGCGUAAGCUUUCUGCUACAAUCUUCUAUAGCAGUCAGCAAAUGAAAAGUAGUUUGUUUCUGCCAUUCAAGUUUUGUGCCAAAGUCCCUUGUAAAACGUGUGUCAGAAAACGGAUUUGUGUGACCCAUAUACAAUAGGGAAAUACAUGCUGUGAUAGUGAUGUUGCAAAGUGAGAAGCCAACAGAAUGAUUUCAGAUAGAGGAAAUGAAUGUUGCUUUUUCACAAGAACUAAAAUUGCCCGUCAGAUAAUCUGCAGUGAUUUGAUUUGUUAGUGUAAAAGCUCCUACACAUCCAAGACAAUUUCCCUGAAACUACAUGGAAUUUUAUAAGAAAAGACAUGCAUGUUCCAAAAAUGUACAGAGACUAUUUAAAAGAACCAAACUAAUUGACAUCUGUCUGCUUCCAGGCCAACUCUGAGACCAACGUAUCUGCACCUCUCUCCACUAAAUCUCUUAAGAGAAAAGCUUCUGAAAUUAGUGCUGGACUGGUGCAACGAGCAGCAACCAUUGGAAGCUGUCCAGUGCUUUACGGGCAGUCAGUCAUAGGUGUGGGUGAGUAACAUCCACAUCCUUCUGCUUAGCUGCUUGAUAUCCCUGGAAAACUGUUUUGGAAAUAAUUUCCAUUUCCCUCCCUUUGUGUAUACAGGCCCUCAGACCCCAGGGGUGAGUUUGCAACAGAGUUUCCUCGGAGUAACGCAACCGGCACUCAUGAACUAUUCUGAGUGUAGUGUGCCUGUUGGUCUUUCUGCCAGCACCACACAGCCAGUUCCUACACAAGGAGCCGCUCCUGCCACUAGCACUACAGAACAGCUGUCGCCGCCUCCACCACCUCCUCCACUGUCCCCACCGCCACCCAAAACACUACCUCCAGAGAAGUCAAAAAAGCUUAGGAGAGCUGGCAAGGUGAGUACUUAAAUUUGUACUUCCUGUCGUCGUACAUGCCAAAAAUUGGACAAGCUUCAUAUAGGUUGAAAUGUGUAUUAUUUUACUCUGCUAGACUUUAGAACUGAUACAUCUUGUAUGACCGUAGGUACGGAAUGAGUAACUUGGCAGCUUCAAAACUAGAAGCUGUUGAGAUUUCAGAAACACAUGAGAGAAGGAGGUGCUCUUUUUAGGUCUUUGAGUCCACCAACUCCCCUGAGGCCUAAUCACCUUAGAGAUACCAAGCUGGUUCUGUUUGUUUUCUUGUUUGGGGGCCAUUGUGGAUUUUGUGCUGGGAUGUGUGCUCUGCUAGCCAGAACACUUUUUAUGAUCUACUCUAAUGUGAGAUCAAGCAAAAAGAAUGGGUAAAAUCAUCGUUUUCCUUCCUGUCUUGCCUACCUUAUCCCUAACGAGAGUGAGAUGAAGAAUUCAUGGAGGCCUAACUCUAGUCAUCAGGGUAACAUGCUAAAUAUUUCCCCGCAGAGGAAAAAAACCAAGACAAAGAUGCCCUCUCUUGUAAAGAAGUGGCAGAGCAUUCAGCGGGAACUGGAUGAGGAAGAAAACUCCAGCUCAAGUGAUGAGGAUCGGGACGUGAUCUCACAGAAGAGAAUUGAGGAAUGGAAACAGCAGCAGUUAAUCAGGUAUGAGAAAGACAGCAAGAUACGGUCUGAUAGCACCCCACUCCUUGCAUCGCCCAGUGUGAUUUGCUUUAGGUAAAUGAUUCCAGAUUUCUGUGCAGUGUGAACUGUCAGCCCAUGGUUGUUGGUUUAAAUGACUUGUGCCACUGCAGGGUUUAGGUUGGUCUAAUUAUAGCUGUUCCUUUUUAAAGGAAGAUUACAGAGUCUCGUCAUGUUUUCAGGGGCAUUGGGCAAAAUUGAAGAUGGGGAAUGUAACACAUACAGAACAGAAGUGGAUAUGGGGGUUUCAGUAGGCAAGCUUGUAGGCCUAAGUUCCAGAAGUCACAGCACAACCUUGGAGGAAACCUUGUAUGUGAGGCAGAAGAGAAAGAAAUGUUAUGUACUUGCAGCAUUCCUUUAAAGAGUUAGUUUCCUAUUGCAUAUGAAGUGAUUUAUUAAUUCUGUGACAUUCCUUAUAUGCAGAAUGGAUUUAAUGUGCUAUAUCAUACUAUAUUGAUAUAAUAGUGAAUGUGGGUGGUACGUAACACAUCCCAUCAUUGCAAGGAUUAAUGUUUGCACAACAGAACUCUCCUCUUCCUCCCUCCAUGUCCCUGCUAAAUCUGUUCUAGGGUUCACUCAACCCUCCAGAAAGAUUUGGGGAGGACAGGGACAGGGGGAGGAGAGGAGGAAACAUUUCCAUUGUACAAGCAUAAAUCUUUGCACUGGCAGGACAUGCUAGUUGGAUACAUGCUUUGUAAGUAGGUAUUGCGUAAACAUGAAAGCAGGUUCUUUGGGGAUCAGUUGCCUUCACAAAUGGGCACAGUCUGGAAAAUAUCAGAAAUCUUGAUUUCUUUAGUUCUCCCAUUGCUGACUGGCAAUCCUAAUGUUUUGUUCUUCACAGUGGUAUGGCAGAGAGAAAUGCAAAUUUUGAGGCUUUGCCUGAUGACUGGCGAUCUCGACUGAAGAGGCGGAAAGCUACUUCAAGCACAUGAGUCAACUUCGUUGUUAUUUUGUUUUUUAACCACACAUGUACAGUUCAGAAACUUUUACUGUUGGAUAAAUGUAACUUUUUGAGGAUACAUAUUUUUCAGUUGAACGACCUGACAGAGAAAUUGCGUGGACUUGUGAAUCCUUUUAGAGGUGUAUUUGGCAAAUAGGCUUAUGAAAUAAUGAAUAGGCUUGACCACUCCUGUCUUAAACUCCUCCUAAUCCCAGUUCACACAAAGGUGGAAUACCAUCAUGUCCAGUUCCUGGGUAGAGCUGGUACCAGAAUUUAUUAAUGCACUUUGUGGAGUUGGAAAUGGAACCUGCCAUUUUGACUCUUCCUUGCUAAGCCCAAAAGUGUUCUUCCAUUUCCUGGAAAUAUUUCUACAAGAUGAUGACCAUUUGCAGUUGGGUGUUACAGAACAUGCAAAUUAAAGAUGCACAUUCUUUUCACAACAGACACAGUUCUGCAUGAUUUGAACCCCUUGUUCCAUUCCUAAUGUUUGCCAGCACCUUGGUUUUGGUAGCAUUGCUCUUCUUGCUAGAUUUCAUAGAAUCAGUUCUUGUUUCUGUCCUAGAACCUGUAUCAGACUAGCUAUUUUUCCUGUAAUGUUACCCUAGAAUAUACUUUUGGUGCUGUAACAUGCUAAUAGUUUCAUUGGUGUGGCUAUAGUGAGGUGGGACAGAAAGCAAUUUUCAGCCUCCUCCACUGAGCACUUGAGCACUGACUGGUGGGUUGUUCCUAAUGCCUUCAUUGGUGGGCAAAGAGAGGUAGGGGUAGCUGGCUCAGCACUUAAGUCAGCAUGAGCCAGUCAGCAGCUGUGUGCCUGCACAUUGCUGCAUCAGCUGCUCCUGUCUCUGAAUGCUCACUGGUGAACGCAUGGGGUGGAUAUGUUCUUCCUUGCUCACUAUCCAGCACUGUUCCCCAUCUCAGUAGCUGCUGCUUGGUGGAUGUGUACUAGAAGCCAUUAGCAGUGAGGAGAGGGAAAAUUAGCAUUUCUCUGUUACUCAGUUCUGAGCCUCUUUUGUCAGGUUCCAGCAAAAGUAGGGUCUUUGUCUACAUUUAAAGCCAGGCUGAAUAUUUAUCCAACCUGUCAAUGUAUUGCGUCUUUUCCCUUGUUUACUUUUUAAAAAACGGAAUCAAGUGGUAUUGAUUUUCUGUAAAUGAAAGAAAAGGCAGCUUAUGGUUGAACGCUGUUUGUAUUUCUCCAGUUUCUGGCUUUGUAAAUUUGUACAUAUACAUUAAUAAAAUCACUUUUUAUACUUCAGAA
Molecule: messenger RNA, 16883 nt
Organism: Podarcis lilfordi (Lilford's wall lizard)
Lineage: Eukaryota; Metazoa; Chordata; Lepidosauria; Squamata; Lacertidae
Source: the annotation of a GenBank genome assembly